AUGAGUCAUCAAAAACUCUUGAAAGCUUUAUGUCUGGGUACUUUCCUUAUUGCGCUAGCCCCUUCAACAACUCAGAAACCCUGGGGAAACCUCUCAACAAGGGAAACACCUCUACUGAGCCUCGCAGCCCACGAGGAUAACUCGCAGGUCGGAGAAGUUUCCAGCGCAUAUGAAAGAACCCCAAGCCUAAGCUCUGCAAGUGUAAAUUACCCGGGUGAAAAUCAUGAACCAUUGGAACAAUCACAACUCGACUCACCGAUUGCUCAUUUGGAAGAACAUCUCAACCCUGGGGCCGCAACUUGGAACUCGUAUUCUGAUGGGAUAAAUGCUCCCAAAAACCAAGACUCAAUGGAAAGUGAUGUGCCCCUAAUGCCUUACUGCCCCAAAGGCUAUGGAGAGUCAACACCAGACACUGGAGACAGUCAACAAUGGUAG
Melampsora larici-populina 98AG31 is the source of this 435-nucleotide messenger RNA. RefSeq lists its product as uncharacterized. The transcript is spliced from 4 exons. Bases 1 to 435 code for a protein of 144 amino acids. NCBI's taxonomy places the organism in Eukaryota, Fungi, Basidiomycota, Pucciniomycetes, Pucciniales, Melampsoraceae. The record is from RefSeq and is a predicted model, not a curated record.